AUGUCGCUGCGCACCUUCUUCGACGACUCCUCUCGCCUCGAGCGACCAGCUCGCCUGGCCAAGAGUCGACGCGCCACGCUCAUUGGCGCCUCGUCUUAUCUGGAUCAAACCGCAGGCGAAGGUCUGCGUCGCAGCGUCUUGCUUCGCAACGCCAUUGCCAGAACGCGCGAGCAAGAGCAGUUGCCAGCUUUUAAUCAAGAGUCAAGCUACGAUCGGCUGCCAGAGGUCACUACUUUCGACUACGACUAUGAAGCGUUGGAGGAUGAAGCUGGAGAUGAAGAGCGUGAGCGCAGGCUUGACCAGCUAGCUUGGCUGGACGAAUCUCACGAUGCAUCCGUCGAUAACUCGACGCUCGAUGAAGGGGAAGACGAUGAAGCGCGUUUCUUUGAUGAUCUGCUCGAAGAGCUCGGGUCUACGAAUCACUCGCCGCCUAUAUUUGGCUCUGGUUCCGGUGCCUUCUCGACUUCACUCUCGUCGUGGAUCUCUUCGGACGUCUCUUCAUGCGAAGACAUUCAUUGCGAUUGUCAAUCGUUGAGUGGUGAACAUGUAGCGACAGCUUGCACAUCUUCCAUCGAAACGCUCCCAAGCUUGAUCGAGGAUGACGCGGAGAGCGAUGAGGCUUCGGACAGCGAGGAUGAAUCGACGUCGGUGACUCUUGAUGGUGGAAGCGUGAUCGCUUCUAAAUCGGACGACGCUCAACUACAGCAACACAAUCAGCUACCAAAGCCUGGCAAACGUACCUUUGCAGAACCUCAACACAAGGCUCGUGGGCAAGAUGCCCUAGCUUCACGCUUCUCUACUUCGACAACCUACAAUGUCGACUUGGAUCGAAUGCUUUCGAUGCAUCCUCUUGCUUGA
Ceraceosorus bombacis is the source of this 858-nucleotide messenger RNA. Lineage: Eukaryota; Fungi; Basidiomycota; Exobasidiomycetes; Ceraceosorales; Ceraceosoraceae. The record is from the annotation of a GenBank genome assembly.